ACGCAGACACGCAUUAAUGCAUUAUAGUAUAGUCACAUACUACUGAUUUAACGUAAUACAUGUUUCUUUCGUAUGUUUUCGUUUUAUUUAUGUUGCGAUUAUAUAAAAUAAUUUACCAGUGGGUUUCUUUUACUUAUUUUAAUAUAAUAUACGCACAUUAAUUAUUCAUAUAGAUACAUUACGUAAAUGCGUAGUGUGCGUUAACAGUGUUCGAUUUGUGCUCGCAUUCAGGAAUAAAAUUGUACAAUAAUGAAAAAAAUGUAGAAUAUUACAGUAAUUUUUAUAAUUUUUAUUAUGGUGUACAUCCGUACGGGAACUUUAUAUCCACCAAAAGUGGUCAACAAAUCCAUAAAAAUAAAGUAACUAACCAGUGCAUACAAUUGUGAAACAUUUGAUGUAAGAGGUAACAGAUAGAGAACAGGGGCUGCAGACGCCGCUGCAAUUGAUUGAUACAUGAAUACACGAUGAUAGCUGAUUCGCAAAUCAAGAUUAUAGAUGUUGAAUAUGAAAAAUGCCGUUAGUCGUUUCCAUGGACUAAGAUAUCGUGGUCCUAGAGGACCAUGGCCAUUACUUAUCUUAAAUACAGUAAUGCCACUAUGACAUUCCGAAUUUCUGUGAUUGCUACUUCUUGGAAUUCCUCUUGUGCUGUACCUAACCAUCUACUUCGAGUUGACGAAUGCGUUCUCUGAUUAAAUAACAUACGCUCGUUGGCUAAACGGACUCCACCUACACGUGUUUUGCGCCGGAACAACAAUUAUUGCAUUUCCGCAUUCUUCAAUACUUAACAUCGUAUUUGUUUCGUCUGUUUGGCGUUUGUUAAUACCUACUCAACAUUUCCAUUAUUCAAGUUUUCCGAGAUGAAGAACGUCUAUGGAGUCCUCGUCGUGCUGUGCAUCCACCUAGCUUAUUCUGAAAGGACACCAAUGAUAUCACAUAUUACACAAAAACGAAUAACAGAUAUUGGCGAUACAACUGAAUUGACAUGUACAGUUUUAUAUGGUUCUGAUUUCAAUAUUUUGUGGAUUAAGGUUGACAAAGAAAGAUCUACAGAACCCGUUACAUUUUCAUCUGGAAGUACACUUAUUAUUAGAGAUUCGAGAUUAUCAUUGAGAUAUGAUAUGGGUAGCAAUAGUUACUCAUUACAGAUUAGUGAUAUCCAAGAAACCGAUGCCGGUUUCUAUCGUUGUGAUGUGAGUCUUGGGAUAAACAACAAAUUAUCAGCUGAAACCGAGUUAGUAGUACGUAGACCUCCGUUUAUUUCUGAUAACUCAACCAGAUCGUUGGUUGUAAACGAAGGUCAACCAGUAACACUGGAAUGUUAUGCCGGUGGAUACCCUAGUCCAAAAAUUUCUUGGAGGCGAGCAAACAAUGCAAUUUUAGCUAAUAAUAUAUCAAUUUAUAGAGGUAAUGUUUUGAAAAUGUCUUCUAUUAAAAAAGAAGAUCGUGGAACGUAUUUCUGUAUUGCUGAAAAUGGUGUUGGCAGAGGUGCCAGGCGUAAUAUUGCAUUAGAGGUUGAAUUUGCUCCAGUCAUAACUAUUCCUAAACGUCGUUUAGGACAAGCUUUACAGUAUGACAUGGAUCUUGAGUGCCAUGUUGAGGCAUAUCCUCCACCAGCUAUCAUUUGGUUAAAUAAUGGAGUACAACUUUCCAAUAAUCAGCAUUAUGGAAUAUCACAUUUUGCUACCACAGAUGAAAUAACAGAUACUACAAUAAGAAUCAUCACAAUUGAAAACCGUCAAUAUGGGGAUUAUGUCUGCAAAGCAUCAAAUGUAUUAGGAACUACUGAAGUUACAGUUACUCUUUACGAAACUAUAAUACCAGUAUGCCCACCAGCCUGUGGCCAACUAUCAUCAGCACACUUAAAAAACUCCACAGUUAAAAUGUCUAGUGCUAAUGUUUCGUUAUUAAUUGCUAUUUACUUAUUGUUGUUUACCUAACUUUCAAACUAUUAAACCUUCUAAAACCAAUUUGUUAAUGAUUUGGCAAUAAAUUUAAUGAUGGCUCUAA
Messenger RNA from Acyrthosiphon pisum (pea aphid), 2007 nucleotides. Its product is annotated as lachesin. The record is from RefSeq and is a predicted model, not a curated record. Bases 858 to 1937 code for a protein of 359 amino acids. Lineage: Eukaryota; Metazoa; Arthropoda; Insecta; Hemiptera; Aphididae. The transcript has 7 exons. Gene Ontology annotation, cellular component: neuron projection.